AUGUUCAAACGGAAGCAACACAGGCAGUUUCUUCGGGCGAUGUGCCAGCCACCCCGCAGCAUGCCGUUUCUAUCACUGGCGGUGUUUUUGCUGUUGUUGGUGUGUUGCGCCGCUGGGUGCCUCGCUAUCGAUUCCACCCGGAAGCACCGCUGCGGGUUUGACGAGAUGAUGGGGAGGUGGCCGCCGGCGACUGCGGUGGUGCGUGACGUGCCGCGCAGAGGACAGGGCGAGAUGCAGGCGUACACCGUCGCCGCACAAGGCGUGGGGAGUGAGUGGGCCCCGAUCCGCAUCAAAGUGUCUGCGAAGGAUAUGGACGAUCAGUGGAAGCACUGCCUCCCAGGGAGGGUUUUGCGUCUCGUCGAUGGCGACUGGCAGGAAUGCACAGAGGACAUGGUGUUGACGGAGGCGAAGAAGGACAUUGUUUUGAAGCAACUCCUCCCGAGUGCAAUUAAGAUGCACACCGAUCGUCUGUCUGUGAGGCCUGUGAGGGGUCCCAUCCCCAUACCAAAUGAUGGUAUAGGGGCGUGCAGCGAUUUCACCAUCCCUGCCUGGCACCACACGAUCGGCGUGAGCGGCGCCGACAUGGUCCUUUACGUCGACACUCUUGUGAGUGAGGGGAGCGUUGCAUGGGCGUCUUACUGCGCCACUUUGGAGGACGGACGUCCAUACGCUGGCGUCGUGAACUUCAACCCCAAGUACAUAAAGGCCACUCAUGCAGACGUUGGUACUGCAGUGCACGAGAUUGGGCACGCUCUUGGUUUUUUGAGCGAUCGUUUUUGGUGGUUCAAGAUGGUCUCCCAGAUCCCUAAUGUGCGAGGGAAAGAAUAUGUGUGGGUAAUUUCCUCACCGAAGGUGAAGGAGCUGGCGAGGAAGUACCACAACUGCCCCACACUUGAGGGCAUGGAGCUGGAGGACGGGGGUGGGGGAGGAGCUAGUCUGCAGCACUGGGAGGAACUCAGUGCACGGGACGAGUUGAUGAGUCCUGGGAGCCGGAUCGCUUAUUACUCGGCAUUCACGCUUGCUGCAUUUGAGGACAUGGGUGUGUACAAGGCUAACUACGACAUGGCGGAGUCGUUGCGGUGGGGCAACAACUCUGGUUGCGGGCUGCUGGAAAAUAGGUGCUUCACCAACGGCCACACCGACUAUCCUGAGUUGUUCUGUAAACAGCCGUCGAAUACACAAGGACUGCUCUGCACGUAUGAUCGUCUUUCUCUGGGGACGUGUGACCUAAAGUAUCACUACAAGCCCCUUCCACCCCAGUUUCAGUACUUUGAUGACCCCACACUUAGAGGUGAAUCGAAGUAUAUGGAUUUUUGUCCGUUUGUUGUUGAGCGUGCGGCGUAUGAGUGUCUAAACGGUGACCCUAAUGAGUUCCUUGGAAGCUUCAUUGGCUCGAGCUCACGGUGCGUAAAGGGGGAGGGGCUUCUUUAUGAUUACCAAGAGAUUGGCGAUGUGUGCGUGAACACGCAGUGCAGUGGGAGUAAGCUGAGGGUGCAGUUCCUUGGCGACGACACGUGGCACGACUGCAAUGAGGGCGAGACGGUUGCGCCGUCAGGGGGCAAAUGGAGCGGGGGGAGCAUCAGGUGCCCCAAAUACACCGAUGUAUGCACAGCCUUCCGUAACACCUGGGCCCUUCCAAUACCAGUCGUUGCCCUGCCACUGGUGAAGGAUCCAAACCAUGCAGACACUUCAGUUGCGGCUGUUGGUCUCAGUUCCCUUGCGAUUCUCGCCGUGGCCGCCGCCGUGGUGAUGACGCCUCUCUGA
This is a messenger RNA of Trypanosoma rangeli, 1764 nucleotides long. RefSeq names its product leishmanolysin. The record is from RefSeq and is a predicted model, not a curated record. Gene Ontology annotation, biological process: cell adhesion; proteolysis. The transcript has a single exon. Gene Ontology annotation, cellular component: membrane; cytoplasm. Lineage: Eukaryota; Euglenozoa; Kinetoplastea; Trypanosomatida; Trypanosomatidae. Gene Ontology annotation, molecular function: metalloendopeptidase activity. Bases 1 to 1764 code for a protein of 587 amino acids.